AUGGCUAAUGCUUUGAGUUGCCUGACUUUGUUUUGUAGCCUUCAGAUCUUCCUGAGAGGGACCUCUUCCUUCUCACCAGAUUGCAGCACAGACUGCCAGACCCACUGUCCCAUAAACUGCAGGCAGGGUCGUUACUACACAGCUGGCAACUGCUUGGAAUGUCCAACAGGUUUCUAUUGCCCUGGGGGUCAAGCAGCUCCAAGGAAAUGCCCGCUGGGAACAGCCAAUGAACUUACUGCUCAAGCAGACAUCACAGCCUGCCAGGUUUGUCCCGACGGCUACCUCAGCCUAGAGAGCGGAGCUGGGUGCCGUGCCUGUCCCGAUGGCUAUCGGUGUGACCCACACAGUGGCGUGCGGAGGAGCUGCGGUCCUGGGCAGUAUUCACCGGAGGGAGAGCUGGAGUGUCAGGAAUGUCCGGAGAUGUAUGUCUGCCCGGACGGACGGAGCAGACAGCGUUGUUUGGCUGGUCAGCAGCCAAAUCCAAGCCGCACUCAUUGUGUGACCUGUGCUCCUGGAUCCUUCUCAACCGAAGAUGCUCUGCUAUGCCAGCCCUGCCCAGCAGGUCACUUCUGCUUUGACGGCCUUGCAGUCCCUCCAUGCCCAGCAGGGACUUUCAAGCCCAGAGAGGGACUUCAGACACCCAGCAGCAGCUCCUCGUGUUUGCCAGGAAUUGGAUUGUGUUUGAAGUGCCCUGCUGGGUAUUUCUGCCCUGCUGGAGCAAGUUAUCCGGUCCCGUGCCAGCCAGGUACAUACAAUCCUCUCCAAGGGCAGGACGAAGCUGCUGACUGCAGAGCCUGCCCAGCAGGGAGAGCUUGUACUCAGGCUGGCUUAGUCCAGCCUGACGCAGAGUGCUUACCAGGGGAGGUGCAGGUGGCAUCCUCUGCUAAUUCAAGAUUUAGCAUAGUUUCUGGUAAAUCGGUGGCGUAG
This is a messenger RNA of Athene cunicularia (burrowing owl), 927 nucleotides long. RefSeq names its product signal peptide, CUB and EGF-like domain-containing protein 1. The record is from RefSeq and is a predicted model, not a curated record. NCBI's taxonomy places the organism in Eukaryota, Metazoa, Chordata, Aves, Strigiformes, Strigidae. The transcript has 8 exons. The coding region runs from base 1 to 927 and encodes 308 amino acids.